AUGGCGUUCGCCUCGACAAGCUGGGGUACGAGCUGGUGCCCCGGAUGGCGGAUCAGACGGGUAUCAGCAGUGGUGCCGCAGCCGCUGCGAGACCUGAGGCUCCUGCAACGCGACUACUCGCUGGUUCCGCCGCCCCGCUAUAAGGUCUCACCGUUGGACUUUGUGAUCGAUCGAACGCGAGUACUCGGAUCUGGUUCGUUCGGGACUGUCUAUGAGGCAAAGAAAGUCGUCGCCCCAGAGGAGGGACUUGAAGUCGCAGCCAAAACCGUGGCCAAAGAGCGUCUCCAAGGUGUACAACUGGACGAUGCGCUCUACUACACAGCAAUCGAACGGUACGCAAAUGACCAAGUUCGAGCUACCAUCGAAUCCAAUACAGACGCAGCACUCGCCGAUCACGUCGCCCGCUACCUCGGAUUCGGUGAGCACGCUGGCACCGAAUGGUUAUUCUUUGAACGCAUUCCCGGUUCGACACUGGAAACCUAUUUCAACAGCGAGACGGAUGACAUCGCAUUUGCGCUGGCACUCUCGCAAGCGCUCAACAUCAAUGCCACAGAUAGCUCCGAAGAUGGCGUCCAUAUCUUGCGACAUCUGGUGCUGCGAGUUGCUUCAGAGGUCCUCGAAACGCUCGUAUCAUUCACCCGACUUGGUAUGGUUCAUCGAGAUAUGAAACCCCUCAACUGGAUGAUCGAUGAACAGCGCCGUUGUCUUCGCGUCCUAGACCUGGGCUCGGCAGCGUUCAUCAGUACGCCACGGUACGGUGCGGCAAUCGGGUACAAUGCACGCUGGGGACCCGCAGACCCGGACUUUGUUCCCCCGGAGCGCUUUCUUGAUCCGCGUUUCCCUUACCAAUUCGAUGUGUACUCGUGUGCAUUGAGCCUCUUGCGUAUUGCUGUUCCAGGUCUGCGCAAAAUCGCUUCUUUCCGAGCGUUUGUGGAGGAAUUCCGAAUCAGACACCAAUCGGACUUGGCACUGUAUGCGUCUCGAGUUUUCAACGGUACCGCUUCCUUCAUACCGGACAAGUUUGUGACUGGAUUGGUUGUACUGAAAGCAGAUGAUGGACGUUUAUUCGAAUUCGUUCGCCAGAUGCUGCGGGAAUCGCCAUCGGAUCGUUUGUCGCCUGAGGCAGCGCUGGUGACGCUGGCGAAGAUCCACGGUGCGAUCACUGCCUAG
Molecule: messenger RNA, 1170 nt
Organism: Cyanidioschyzon merolae strain 10D
Lineage: Eukaryota; Rhodophyta; Bangiophyceae; Cyanidiales; Cyanidiaceae
Product: similar to serine/threonine protein kinase
Exons: 1
Coding region: 1-1170 (389 amino acids)
Biological process (GO): protein phosphorylation
Molecular function (GO): protein kinase activity; ATP binding
Source: RefSeq, a predicted model, not a curated record